GUCAAGCCGCAGCCGUUGCACAACAGUCGUCGUACCUGUCGAGUUCUCUGUCGUCAAACUGACCCACCUGUUCUUCAACAGCAGGAGAAAUGCUCUCACGGAGGUGACUCUAUUAGCUUCAGAAGUGCUGUGGAGGACCAGGAUCAGAGCUGGAUCAUGGCUGAGAGUCCGCCGGAGCGCAGCCCAGGUGUGUUGAGUCGCAUCGGGAGCUGGCUGUCCUGGGGUUGGGGAAGUCCGGCGUCCAACGGAGAUGACCGCUCCUCCCAGACACAGCCCGAGGAGGCAGAGCCCAGAGCAGAAGACACACACGCUCCCUCGCUAGGUGACACGAGCCCAGCCCUCGAGAGGAAUGCCAAGCAUCUGAGACACGAAACACACACACGCAGCCCGUCGCCCGAGAGGAGAAGGACACCUGAGCAAAUGGGCCGGAGGAGGUCUGGCCGGAGGAGGCGGAGCUCUCACGGGGACGGGGGCGGGGCCAAAUCCCCAACCAAUCCCCAGCCUGCGAGCCCCGAAGGGACCGGUUUGACGAGCGGCGCGCGCAAGACAUGCACCGACUCGGCUUCUUCUGAGGAGACGGGAAGAGCAGAGGAGCCCGGCUCAGGUAACCGCGAGGAUGUCUUCCAGGCAGAAUGGGCCCAAGGCCACCUGAGCGAAGACCCGGAUUCUGAUUCGCUCGUCCAGGCGGCGCUGGUUUACAUGGACAUGGACGAGGAACGGGUCGUGAGGCUCACGGAGAGCUCCGAGGCCAAACGCAGGAGCCUCAGAGUGUCUCACAGCGAGGUGGUCUUCGCCAAGAAGGUGGUGGUCUCCUCGGAGGAGCCCGAUCGAGAUCAAGCCGAGCCCUUCAAAGAAACCCAGCGGACGAGAUCUGAGGAGAGAGCCAGAUGUCCAGAGGACAGAGUGGACACCACCAAUGUGAAGGCCAAGGGCCGAAUCGCAGACAAGAUCAGUCUCUUUGAGAAAGGAGCAUCCAAUGCAUUUAGCAGCACCACGAACCUGCGUCACCUGGAUAUUUCUCCAGCUCGAAAUGUGACCAGUCGCCUUUUCACCGAACGUGCCGGAACACGGUCCAGUUCCGCACCUCCGAACCAAACGGUUAAAGAGAUGGCGAUGAAUUUCAAUGCGGGGCGGAGGGGAGAAGAACCGUCUGGUCGUACGCUGAACGAAGGACAUUCAAAAACACCUGAAAUAUUUUUUUCUGGACGUUUUGAAAAAUCUACAGCAAGGACGGAUACCAGUGGAGAGCCAAAGGCUAAACCCAAACCACACUUAAACAUCGAUCAGACAGACUCCAAAUCCCAGAAUGCAACACAAAGCACACCUGCAUUGUCGGAGAGCACAGGUGACUCAAGCAUUGGAAAUAAAGAACUGGUUUCAUCGCCUACUGAUGAGGCACCGCAGCUUAAAUCGCCAAAUCGGACCGGCUGGCGAUCUAAAAGACGCCGAGGCAAAGAUCCACUGAGCCCCACCCAACCAGAAAUGGGUCAGAGUAAACAAGAGGUCAAGGACAAACCUCCUGUAGACAUUGUGAAGACCACAGAGCAGUGUUCUGAUAAAGAAAGACCAAACUCUGCUUGGGAGGCCCUGAGCAAAAAACCUACAUUCCCUUCCAGGUUGGAGAAAGCAGCAGAAAUUAUGCAAAGCACAAAGAAAAAGCUGGACUCAAAGAAGUCUCCACAUGGGGACACAAAUGUUCCUAAAGAAACUAAAGGCAGCUCAAAAGAAGAGAAGACAGAACGGACAGAGGCCGACUCAAAAACGGAAGAGAAACAGAGGAGCGUCAACAAAAAGCAGCCUGUUCAAGAGCGCUCAGAAGGAGAGGGGCAGAGGAACAGAGACAUGAUUGUAAACACAUUGUUUGGAGAGUCAGAGAAACCAGAUCCAUCUGUGACAAAAGAAGAGAAACCACCGUCCCCAGAGGACCUGAAGGAGGCCAGCUCUAAAGACUCCUUUGAGCCAGCCAAUAACAGCCCUGCUGCUUGCAGGAAAGAUGCCAUGAGAAACAGAGCGAGUGAGACGGAUACGCUGGUCUUACCUGAGAAAAGAGCAGAAAACACCACUGAAAGUGACCCAAAAUCGGCACAAAGACCAUCAAAGACAAGCCAAAAGAGUCAAGAGAAAGACUGUUUGGCCAAGAUUACCAGUCAAAAUGAGAAAAACGACCUUGAACUUGAAACAAUUGAGACGCAAAAACAUAGCACUGAAGUCAGCACUUCAAAGCCUCCCGAGCAGAACGUAGACGAAAGAAUUACAACAAAGACGAGUAAACGCAGUAAAUCAAAGAACACCUCAGCUGUGAGACAAAAAGAAACAACAAUUAGUGAGGGUGAAGAGACUCGGACUACAGAGAUAAACUCUGAAAUGUCUGAUCAGAGUAAAGAAAAUGCAAGUUUUGCAACAAUACACCCUGAACUGGUCAAAGACCAAAAUGACCAUAUGGAUGCCAUAAUUUCAGCUCCUACAGAGGGAGGCGGUCCCAAAAGAGAUGGGCUGGCAUUACAGAACCAGUCAGAGAACAGAGAAGAAACGAAAACACAGGCAGUUUCUAAUAACAGGGAUUUACAACAGCCCAGCACUGAUGCUAAAAAGGGAGGCACCAAAGAACCCCAGAGUAAUAUCACCAGCACCAAAAUGACAUCCAUAGUGAAUGGUGAUAUUCAGGAUUCAGGCUGUCUUAAACAGUCUGAAGAAAAUACACUUAACUCUAGCCUUGAAAAUACCUUACCUGAAAUACCAUCCAAUAAUGACAAUCUGAGCUCAGCAAAAAAGAAGUCCACUUCCUUGUCAUCCAAAGACAUUCAAGCAUCCACUGAGCAAUCUGGACAGGUCACCGCUAAACCAGCCUCAACAGAUGAUAAGGCCAUCAGUCAUAACAACAAAACAACUCUGUCAAACUCGGUAAACAAAAAAACAACUAGUGAAAAAAACGCUCCUCCACCAGCCUCAACUGAUGUAAAAACCACUGCUGAAAAACCAACAAGCAUCGAAAAGACCACAUCUUCACAUGACUCAAACAAUGAGAAAACUUCCACUUUGCCUGCCUCAGCUAAAGAAAAGAUUACAGGUCAAUCAGCAUCAGCUACUGAGACAAUCUCUGCUACAUCAGGCUCCAGUGAUGACAAAAGCAAACCUCCACAAGCCUCAACUGAUGAGGCAAUCUCUGCCACAACAAAUGAAAAGAACACGCCUCCAACAUCAUUAGUCAAUGAAAAGACCAUGCUCCCAAUGGCAUCAGCCAAUGAAAAGAAAACACUUCCAACAGCAUCAGCCAAGGAAAAGAAAACACCUCCAACAUCAUCAGUUAAUGAAAAGACCACACCCUCAACAUCAUCAGCUGAUGAAAACACCACGCCUUCAACAGCAUCAGUUAAUGAAAAGACCACGCCUCCAACAUCAUCAGUUAUGGAGAAGACCACGCCUCCAACAUCAUCAGUUACGGAGAAGACCACGCCUCCAACAUCAUCAGUUAAUGAAAAGACCACGCCACCAACGUCAUCAGUUAAUGAAAAGACCACUCCUCCAACAUCAUCAGUUAAUGAAAAGACCACGCCACCAACAUUAUCAGUUAAUGAAAAGAUCACGCUACCAACAUCAUCAGUUAAGGAGAAGACCACGCUAACAACGUCAUCAGUUAAGGAGAAGACCACGCCUCCAACAUCAUCAGUUACAGAGAAGACCACGCCUCCAACAUCAUCAGUUAAGGAGAAGACCACGCCACCAACAUCAUCAGUUAAUGAAAAGACCACGCCUCCAACAUUAUCAGUUAAUGAAAAGACCACGCCUCCAACAUCAGUUAAGGAGAAGACCACGCCUCCAACAUCAUCAGUUACGGAGAAGACCACGCCUCCAACAUCAUCAGUUAAGGAGAAGACCACGCCUCCAACAUCAUCAGUUAAGGAGAAGACAACGCCUCCAACAUCAUCAGUUGAUGAAAAGACCACGCCUCCAACAGAAUCAGUUGAUGAAAAGACCACUUCUCCAACGUCAUCAGUUGAUGAAAAGACCUAUAACCGUCAUCAGUUGAUGAAAAGACCUCUAACCGCAUCAGUUAGUGAAAAGAUCAUGCCUCCAACAACAUCAGUUAAUGAAAAUACCUCGCCUGGAACAUCAUUAAAUAAUGAAACAUCAUCAGCCAAUGAAAAGACUGUGCCUAUAUCUCCACAAGCCUCAACCAAUGGCACAACCUCUUCGUUACCUGCCUCAACUAAAGAAAAAACUACACCUCCGCCAGUAUCAAACACUGACACAAUAUCUGUUACAGUAAGCUCCAGUGAUGAUAAAAACAAACUUGCACCACCCUCAACUAACGAAACAAUCUCUGCUUUGCGUGAUCUAGCUAAUAAGACUACGCCUCUGACAACCUCAACUAAUGAAAAGAAUGCAACUACAUCAGAGUCAGCUAAUAAAAAUACAACUAAUGAAGAGACCACAUCUACACAAGCUUCAACCAAUGAGACAGCCUCCAAGAAAAAGACUACAUCCCCACCAGUAUUAACCACUGAGACUAUCUCAGCUACAUUAGGCUCCAAUAAUGACAAAAGCAAACCUCCAUUAUCCUCAACUCAUGACAAAACUACAUCUUCAUUAGACUCAACCAAUGAGAGAACCACGCCUCUAACAGCAUUAGAUAAUAAUAAGACCUCGGCUCCAACAGCAUUAGCCAAUAAAAAAGCCAAGCCUCUACUAGCACCAACUACUGAGACAACCUCCACAUUAUCAGACUCAGGUAAUGAAAAGAUCACACCAACAGAAUCAUCAACUAUUGAGUUAGCCUCCCCUUCAUUAGGCUCAGUUGAGGACAAGACUACACCACCAUCAGUCUUAACUAAUGACAAGACCACAAUUUCAUCCGCCACAGCCAAAGAAAAUGCUGCACCUUCAACCAAUUCACCAGUCUCUAUUGAUAUCACUAAUAAAAAUGAGAAGACCACACCACUACCAACGUCAUCCUCUGUACCGCUAAGCUCUAUCAGUGGAGAUACUAUAACUCCACUUCCUUCAUCCAAAGAAAAAACAACAUCACCAUCACACUGUAACAGUAAAAAGACGUCACCUUCACAAGAAAAUCCCUCAUGUCCUGAAGUCUCAGGGAAGGAGACGAUCGCAAGUAAAUCUACAACUCCAUCCACAAGAAAAAAGCAAUUUAUCCUCAAACCCUUUCUUCUUCCAGAAAUCCCUGCUGCACCUGGAAGCUCCUCCCAGAGCAGGGACUCUCCAUCUAGCUGGCUCGAUGUGGAUCACCAACGUCCUAUAAAGAAGAAGCUGUUGAUUCCAGAGCCCAAGGUCAGCUCCUCUUUGCGCGAGACUAACCGCCUGAACACAUCAGGAGAGUUUGACCCAGAUGACUUUGUUGCAAAUGUGAAAAGGCUAGCGAUGCCAUUUAAUCUUCCCCUACGCAAACACAUCAGACAUCGUCCGCAGCCACCUCCGUUUGCCAUGCCUGCCAUCAAAGAAGACCACUUUGAGAAACCCUUUGAUCCAGAGGAGUUCCAGCAUGGCCUGAGGCGAAGGAGGGAAUUCGUUUUGGAUUUGCCUCAUAGUUCAAAAUCAAAAGCCACAGAAGUUAAGGAGACAGAGAUCAAACCAAAGCGAGAGAGCAUCCUCACGAGGUCCCUGAUCUUUCAGAGAGCAAGGAAAGAAUCUGAAAAGGAUGAGGAAGAAAAAGAGGAGGAAUCUAAUGAAAAUCCAACAGAACCACUGAAGUCAAAGUCUCGUUUGGAGAGGUGCUCUAUUGUCAGCAUUUUACGCAGCCCCAGCAAAGGGAGACGAAUGGAGUUUUUAAGCCCCACUGAGAGUCCUUCAGGUGGGCUGUUAUCACCAAGCGAUGGUUCUGGGUCUACAGCACCUCCACAAUCACAGCUAGCCUCAACUACAGAAUUAACCAAACCAGUCGCAGCAGAGGAAACCCUAGCUAAGAAUAACAACUUUGUUACACCAUCUGGCUCUCAGGUUAUUCUAAAACAUAGCACAGACAUUGGGCCUGCCGUGACACCUAACCUCAAAACAACUUCAACUUCUCUUUUAGAAGACUCUAAUGCUCAUUUUCCUCCUAGUGGUACCCAAACUAGAUCCCAAGUUGUACUAAAACCUGCAAUAGAUGAUAGACCUGCCCUGACGCUUGACUUUAAAACUUCAGGUGACCCUCCAGUCACCAAGUUAACGGACACUAAUGCUCCUCCUAGUUGUAGCCAGUCUGGUUCCCAGAAUGAUGGACCUGCUUUGGCACCUGAUCUCAAAACAGCUUUGAGAGACCCCACAGUCACUAUGUUUACAGACACUAAUGUCCCUUCUCUUCCCGAUGGUUCCCAGACUAUUUCCCAAGUUGGGCUCAAACCUACGAAAGAUAUUAGACCUACCCUGGUACCUGACUUGAAAACAAGUUCAGUUGACCCUCCAGUCACCAUGUUAAAAGACACUAAUGCUCUUCCAGCUAGUUGUACAAAGUUUGGUUCCCAAGAAGAUGGACUUGUCACGAUACCUGACCUUAAUACUUUUACUCCUCUCGAUGGUUCUCAGAUUAGUUCCCAGGUUGUACUGAAACGUACGACAAAUGAUGGAACCACACUGACAUCUGACUUAAAAAUAACUUCAGUAGACCCUCCAGUCACCACAUUAACAGACACUGAUGCAUCUCUAACGGCUAGCUUUACCCAGUCCGGUUCCCAGAAUGGUCUAAAUCCUAAGAAGAGUGAUGGACCUGCUACGACACCUGAUCUCCAAACAACGUCAAUAGACCCCACAGUCACUAUGCUUAAAGAUGCUAAUGCAUCACUGCCUCUCAACGGUACUCAGACUGCCUCUGAUGGCAUACUGCCACCUGAUGAACCAACCCUGAAAACAACUACAGUAGAUGCUAAUGCUCCUCCACCAUGUCCUUCCUUUGAUGACAUCAAGUUGCCUAGUUUCCUGGAGAAAUUUCUUCCAAAGGAACCUGAAAACAUUCAACCAUCAAAUAAGACCAAUCCACUGGUGGCUGGAGAAAGUGCCUCAGUACCUGCUCUUGUGGAUCUGAAUAAGGCUGUUGAUGAGAAGAUCCCAGAAGUCGCACCUGUAGUCCCAGCGGCUCAAAUGCCUCAAGCUAAACCUCAGAGAGAACCACCAAAUAUUCCAGCUGUUCGUGGAAUCCACCGGCGCCCUGGAAAGAUUGUGAUUUUUGAGCAUCAUCAGUUCGGCGGUCAGUCCUUUGAGUUCUACAGGGAUCAGCCAGAUGUCACACACAUGCAACUGUCCAGUGUUAUAUCAAUUAAAGUGGUCAGAGGAUGCUGGAUAUUAUACGAGAAACCGGGAUUUGAGGGACGAUGCAUCGCUCUGGAAGAGGAAGGAAUUACUGAGCUGCCCAAUCAAUGGGCAGAAGAGGAUGAAGAAACAUCUGCCCCUGUGGUCAUUGGCUCAAUUCGACUGUCUGUCAGAGACUACACUCCGCCCCGGAUAGAGCUCUUCACGGAGCCCGCUGGCAGGGGCAGAAGCUCUGAGUUUAUGGAUGACACUGAGGAAGUGGGCAGUUUUAGCCGUCCUCAGAGCACCGGCUCCAUCAAAGUCCACAGUGGCCUGUGGCUGGUUUACAGUGAUCCAGGUUUCCAGGGUCUGCUGGCGGUCCUGGAGGCCGGAGAGUAUCCGUUCCCGGAGGACUGGGGGUUCCCGGGGCCCGUGGUGGGCUCUCUGAGGCCCCUGAGAAUGGGAGCUCUGAAGGUCCAGAAACCACACGCAGUCAAGGCCGUGUUAUAUGAGAAGGCUGGUCUGGAGGGACGGUGCGUGGAGGUUCAGGGAGACGUCUUCUCCUUCUCCGGGACAGAAUCAGACCCGAGCGAGCCGGACAAUCACGGACUGAACUCUGUGGAGUCGCUCGAGAUCCUCGGAGGCCUGUGGGUGGGGUACGAGGGCGAGGGCUUCGAGGGACAGCAGUUCGUUCUGGAGGAAGGAGAGUAUCUGGACUGGACGGACUGGGGCGGGACGGGGGAAAGGCUCCUCUCUCUGAGGCCUGUUUUCAUGGAUUGCUGCUCCCCUCAUAUGAAGAUGUUCAGUGAGCCGGACUUCUCCGAGCGCGGCGUCAGCAUCGACCUCCAGGAGCCGCUGGAUAACGCCAUGAACACACGCUACGGGCCCCAGACGAGCUCCAUCGAGGUCCUGGGCGGAGUGUGGGUGGUGUUCGAGGACCCCUGGUUCUCGGGUCAGCAGUAUGUUCUGGAGAAGGGUCAGUACGGAAGCCCGGAGGACUGGGGCUCGUCUCUCAGCAGAGUCUGCUCCGCCGUCCCCGUCCUUCUGGAAAAUCUGGAGAACUCCUGCCACUUCCAGAUUGAGCUUUUCUCUGAGUCUGGAUUCAGAGGAACAUCUGUCCUGCUGCAGGACUCAUUACCCACAAUCCCCAGCGGCUUCAGUGUGCGCUCCUGCAGGGUUCAUGCUGGAAGCUGGCUGGUGUUCAGCGGCGAGUGUUUCUCGUCUCAUCAGUGUGUUCUGGACGAGGGGUUAUAUCCUGAUCUGAGGACGAUGGGUUUCUCGGAGCCGGACGCAUCAGUUCUGUCGCUGCGGCCCGCCGGACUCGAGCUCUCGGUGCCGGGGCUGCUUCUGUUUGAACGAUCUGGACUCAGAGGACGCAGGACGCUGCUGAAGACGGCUUCGGUCAAUCUUCAGAUCACACACAGCUGCUCCAGAGUCUCGUCUGUGCUGGUGCUCGGCGGCAUGUGGGUUCUGUACGAGGAUCAUAACUUCAGAGGCUCUCAGUUGCUGCUGAAACCCGGCGCCGUUCCUGAUUGGCCCAAACUCUCCUCCUGGCUGCGAAUCGGAUCGCUCCGGCCGCUCAUACAGAAACAAGUGCAUUUCCGUCUGCGGAGCAAAGAGGCGGGGCUACUGAUGUCCGUCAGCGGCUCAUUGGAGGACAUUAAACUGACCCGUAUCCAGGUGAGCGAGGAAACGGGCGGAGCCGAGCAGAUCUGGACCUAUCAGGACGGUCUCUUACAGUGCAAGGCUCUGCUGGACGUGUGUGUGUCCGUGGGUUCCGGGGUCCUGAUGUCCGGGAGCAGAGCCGUUCUCUCCUCUGAAGGGCCGCAGCAGCUCUGGAGCGUCUCGGGGUCCGGGGUCAUCCACAAUCACUCCAGACCAGAGCUGGUGCUGGAGGUCAAAGGAGGGCAGCAGUUCGACAAACACCAGAUUAUUGUGAAUGAAUUCCACGCAGACAAACCGAAUCAGCGCUGGUCUCUGGAGAUCCUCUGAGCUGCACCACAGGCCCCACUGCUCUGCCGCGGAGCUGCGCCAGGGGGCCCAGCGUCCUGUGAGGCAGCUGCACCAGGGGGACCAUAAGCUGUGGAAAUCUCAUUCUCAUGAGAGACAGUGGAUGGAAUAUGACCCCAAUCAGCCGGACGUUGUAUUAUUUUUCUACGUGAGCUCUCAGAUUGACGGGAAGAGCUUGAACUGUAAUAUCUCUUUGGUUUCGUGUAAAUUGCAUUAACACACCUGUUUGUGGACGCUGAGCUGUAUUAAAGCACGAGGUCUGUUUAUUAGUACAUUUUUGUUGUGUUCUAAUCGCUGAGACGUGUGAUCAGCUCUGUGCUGAUUGGCCCGCGGGGAUUGGCUGGCUGCUGAUUGGCUGUCAGGGGAUUCUGGUGUUUUAUGGUUCAGGAGCUUCAGACAGAAGCCUCUUCUCUCCGUCAGCACAAACCGGACCGUCUGCUGCUAAAUCACUGUUUAUCCAGGACAUAAAACCACGGAGCUUCUAAUCUCACACAUAUAGACUCACAAUUACCUUUUUGCUUUUUUAGUCUGUGGCAGGAACGAAAGGAAAAAUCCCUGAAUUGCAGAAAGUUGUGACGUAGAAAGUCAGAAUUGCCGUUAUUUGUUGUUUGUUUACUCUGUGGUGGAAAUGUAAAAAGCAAUGAACAAAAACUGUUUCAAUAUCA
Molecule: messenger RNA, 9893 nt
Organism: Puntigrus tetrazona (Sumatra barb)
Lineage: Eukaryota; Metazoa; Chordata; Actinopteri; Cypriniformes; Cyprinidae
Gene: crybg1b
Product: crystallin beta-gamma domain containing 1b
Exons: 23
Coding region: 157-9210 (3017 amino acids)
Source: RefSeq, a predicted model, not a curated record